Messenger RNA from Cokeromyces recurvatus, 1131 nucleotides. RefSeq lists its product as uncharacterized. Gene Ontology annotation, molecular function: protein binding. The transcript has 2 exons. The record is from RefSeq and is a predicted model, not a curated record. NCBI's taxonomy places the organism in Eukaryota, Fungi, Mucoromycota, Mucoromycetes, Mucorales, Mucoraceae. The coding region runs from base 28 to 1062 and encodes 344 amino acids.
CCCCCUUUUUUUUUUUUGUAACUAAAAAUGAUGCUUCUUAUAAAUCGGUUUAAAAUUCCCCUUUUAAAGAAAAGUUCCCGUGUAGCAAAAAAUAAACCAAUAAAACGAUUGAGAAGAAGAAAUAGCAAUAAAUCACUUCCUUAUGAAAUACAAGAACUCGUAUGUCAUUUUUUACUGGAAGAUGACCCUACUAAUUCAAUUGCAUUAAUAUGUAUGCGAGUAUGUAAAUCUUGGGCUAGAUUUAUUUGUGAACGCUUAUACAGAGAGUUUCAAUUUAAAAAUUAUAUUCAAUUUAUUGGAUUUGUCAAUACCAUCUCGCUUCAUGAUCCUUUAUUCCCUUAUGGUAGUUAUGUACGCAAUUUAGAUCUUACGCCAGUCAACAAAUACGGAGUAGAUAUGCGAGUGAGACGAUUGAUUAAACAUUGCCCUAAUAUGGUCCGUAUUAGGUUAGGUCCAACAACAAGUGUCAAGGCAGAGACACUUCAACUCAUGGGUCGCUAUUGUCAUCAUGUUCACACCCUUGAAAUGGGAGGUCUUCAGAGCUUCCCCUUUAUGUUCGAUUGUGAUUUCUCUGGCAUGUUGGCUCUCAAACGACUUUCACUCAUCACAACUCCCUUACAGGCUAAUUCACUUGAAACGAUACCUAACUCUAUUCGUCAUCUACAAAUCACUCAGCUCGAUGCGCUUUAUCAUGACGAAUUCAUUCAAUUCUUAAAACAUCAUCCUCGUUUAGUUUCACUCUCUAUUCAUCGUUGUCGACAUUUAAAUACCGCAGAUCUCUCCGCUUUCAUUCCUUGUUUACCUCACCUGUCUGUACUUGAAUUGACGGGUCCUGAAAUAGGGGAUGACAACGUAAAAGGCUUAUUCAAGAUACCAAUCCAAUUACACACACUAAAGUUAUCUCAUACUCAAAUCAGUGAUCAAACAUUAGAGUCCUUAGCAUUUGGUUCCUUGACGAUACAGCAUUUAGACAUCUCACAUAAUGUCAAUCUUACUUUACAAGGUCUUCAAUUUUUACUGAAGAGAAAGAAAUUUAAACAAUUGAUGACCAACUUGAUAUAAUAAUAAAUUCGUUUGUUUGUUUAUUUUAUUUUAUUUUAUUUUAUUUUACUUUGUUUUAUUCAACUUCUA